Molecule: messenger RNA, 3054 nt
Organism: Diceros bicornis minor
Lineage: Eukaryota; Metazoa; Chordata; Mammalia; Perissodactyla; Rhinocerotidae
Gene: RRAGB
Product: Ras related GTP binding B
Exons: 11
Coding region: 575-1699 (374 amino acids)
Biological process (GO): cellular response to starvation; regulation of autophagy; positive regulation of TOR signaling
Cellular component (GO): lysosome; Gtr1-Gtr2 GTPase complex; nucleus
Molecular function (GO): GTP binding; GTPase activity
Source: RefSeq, a predicted model, not a curated record
CGGCAGGUGCCCACGUGAUCUUGGUCAGCAGUCGAAUGGCUGUGGUGAGGUACCUGGGCUCCUGAAGGGCGGGCGGUUAGGUCGUAACCUUAGCUGACGCCGGACUCUCCCGCGCGGCCAGUCUCGGGAACAACGAGCCAGUUGAGGCGUUCACCGCUUACAGCACGGGUGCCCUACAGCACGGGUCUGCUCUUUCUGCCGCCUCUGCCUUCGUCGUCCCCACCUCUUUGCGGGUGAAGUCACCUUUGGGUUUCGAGAUCUUGGGGCCUGAGGUCCAAACUCGAGACGAACCCCCCCACCCAUCCCUCUUUCUCUUUCAUUCUCCGUCUCUUCCUUUGCACCACCGAAACACUUAGCCUUUGAGCUGGCCUGCUUACGGUGCCUUGAGGCCAAGUUCGAGGCGGUAAAGGUAACCGUGGGUAAAGCAGCCCCCCAGUGGACAAAGGCGGAGGCAAGAAUAGCGCAGGCCUAAGGCCGCAGGCGAUGAAAAUAGGCGGCUGAGGGGGUGAACAAGGGAAAAAAAAGAAAAAGAGUACUGCGGAUUUAGAAGGGCCCGGAAAGGACUUGUUGCACGAUGGAAGAAUCUGACUCGGAGAAAAAGAUGGAGAAAGAGAAUCCGGGGCCGAAAAUGGAUCCUCCCUUAGGGGAACCGGAAGGAUCGCUUGGGUGGGUGCUACCAAAUACAGCCAUGAAGAAAAAGGUCCUGCUGAUGGGUAAAAGUGGGUCUGGUAAGACCAGCAUGAGGUCUAUUAUAUUUGCAAAUUACAUUGCCAGAGACACACGUCGCCUUGGUGCAACAAUACUAGACCGUUUACAUAGUCUUCAAAUUAAUAGCAGUUUGAGCACCUACUCUCUCGUAGACUCUGUUGGAAAUACAAAGACAUUUGAUGUAGAACAUUCUCACGUUCGAUUUCUGGGAAACCUGGUAUUGAACCUGUGGGACUGUGGUGGACAGGACACCUUCAUGGAAAAUUAUUUCACUAGCCAACGAGACAACAUCUUCCGAAAUGUGGAGGUUCUGAUUUAUGUCUUUGAUGUGGAGAGCCGAGAACUGGAAAAGGACAUGCACUAUUACCAGUCAUGCCUGGAAGCCAUUCUGCAGAACUCUCCAGAUGCCAAAAUUUUUUGCUUGGUGCACAAAAUGGAUCUGGUACAGGAGGAUCAACGGGACCUGAUUUUUAAAGAGCGAGAAGAAGAUCUGAGGCGUUUGUCUCGCCCAUUGGAAUGUUCUUGUUUCCGAACAUCUAUCUGGGAUGAAACUCUUUAUAAGGCUUGGUCCAGCAUUGUUUAUCAACUGAUUCCCAAUGUUCAGCAGCUGGAAAUGAACUUAAGGAAUUUUGCUGAAAUUAUCGAGGCUGAUGAAGUGCUUCUCUUUGAGAGAGCUACUUUUCUGGUGAUUUCUCACUAUCAGUGUAAAGAGCAGCGUGAUGCUCACAGAUUUGAAAAAAUCAGCAACAUUAUUAAGCAGUUUAAGCUGAGCUGCAGCAAGCUGGCUGCCUCUUUCCAGAGCAUGGAAGUCAGGAACUCUAACUUUGCUGCUUUCAUUGACAUCUUUACAUCCAACACAUAUGUGAUGGUUGUGAUGUCUGAUCCAUCCAUUCCUUCCGCAGCUACUCUGAUCAACAUCCGCAAUGCCAGGAAACACUUUGAAAAGCUGGAAAGAGUGGAUGGACCAAAGCAGUGUCUUCUCAUGCACUAAACAUUGCCAAAUGUUGUUUCAGAAAAAAAAUAGAAAUACUGUUUAUUAAUUAAUCUUAAUGUUAUAUUCGUAUAUGUAGGCUCUGAAAUGUUGUUAUGCUUACCACUUCUGUAUUUCUUCCCUGCUCCCCAGUCUUGACAUUUAACCUUGAAUGCUAUUACUCAAAUAGCCAGUGGGGAAUUAGAAGAUGAGCUGUCCAUGAAGUUGGUGUGACAUAAAAGUAGGUGAUAUGUAAGUUUUCUGAUAACAAGGUUCUAAUAGUGUAAGUGUUCUGAUAACCUGGUUCCAAUAGUUGUGUAUGCCAAAGCCUUUCCCAACAUUGUCUCAUAUUCCUUAUAAGAUAGUAACCUAUAAGUUUGGUAUAUUACUGUUUUCUCAGCAUGCUUUAAAAAUAAUCCUUAACUUCAAUUGUAAAUAAACUUUUGCUGUUAGGGAUUUCAGUGUCUGUUUUUCUUUUCCUGGUUUCUUCAACUUUUCCCUAGAAAAGAGCAAGUGAAUUUCACAGUUAUCCUAGGGGAAGGGGACCUGCUGGUUGGAAAAUAGUACAAAUUAAAGUUAGAUGAGUAGGAUGGAGCCAGAUUAUAGCCUUAAAUCUAGGCAGAAGAAUUUAGAUAUAAUGCCAUAGGAAAUAGGAAACCAUUGUAGGCUUAUGAGGAGGGAAAUUAUGUGAAAGGAAUUUUGAAAGAAAAUUAACCUAGACUAUAUGGGCUGACUGAUGGCAGUUGGGGAAGAUGUGGGAGUAAUCCAGGCCUGAGGUAUGUUGAAAGUCUGUUCCAGGAUGCAACUGGAGAAGGAAUAGGGAGGGAAAAAUAGAUAGAAUUUAUGAAAUGUAGGUCUUUCUUUGAGGUCUGAGAAUGGUUAAUUUUAUAUAUUCCAUAACACCUAAUGGGAUCUGCCUUCAUUGUGCUAGUCACGUAGUAUUAAAACUUUUUUCAAGCUGGAAAUUGUAUUUGACUUUAUCCCCUAAGGAAAAGAUGAAGCAUUGUGAACUGGGAGAAAUGGAACUUGACAACACUAACUAGAAUUACUCAAAGCCUUGACUUUUUCAGUUUCCACAGAUAGGAUAAUAGAACACAAAAGCAUUUAGGGAAUCUACAGUACAGUAAACUCAUCUCAUUUUUCAUGUCUCUAUGUCAUGAGAAGACUUCCUCCAGACCAUCAGAACCUUACCUUCCCCCAUCUUAUGGCCUCCAGUUGAGAGAGAGAUUUUUCACUGAGCGGCAAAGAACAUGUUGUUUUUUAGGUCGCCUACAUUAUGUAGAUUAAAAAUCUCAAGUCUUUAAAGAAACUCUUGGGACUAAUUUUAUCAACAGUUGUAUUAAUCUGCUGCAGAAGGAGACUUGUUUUUAAAUUAU